AUGGUGGAUUCCGAGGGCCAGUCGCCGAUGCGCAAGAGGGCCAUCUCGACGGCAUCAGUAGCUGACUCUCAGAAGGACCUCUCGCCUGCCAGAAGGCUCAUGACCGGCUCUAGGGAGGUGUCGCGCGAGAUGAAGAAGCCCCGCAAGCUCGCGGCGCUGGGCAUCUUCGGCGCGUGCGUGGCCAGCCUGGUGUGGCACCAGGUGCAGGAGCGUCAGAGGACUCAUGACCUCCUGACGGCCUUUGAUGUUGGCAAGGAUGAGCAUUUGUCUUCCAAGGAGCUGGCAUCCCUGCUGCAGGCGAAUGGUGUUGAUGUCAGCCAGGACCAAGUUGGGAAAAUAUUUGGCCGCGUGGAUGAUGAAGGCGACGGUUUCGAUGAUGUGGAGCUUAUGCGGAUUUUGACCAUCGUUUCUGGCUUGCCAGCGGUGUCCGAACGCAUUCAGCUUCUGGCAGCUUCUGGCAGCAGCUGGAUUUUCGACCUCAUCCUGUGCAGUGUGGCAGGGGUCGGUUUGUACUACAUUGUGGGCCAGUCUGAUGUGCUGGAGAAACGUUGGCUUCAGAGCUCGUUUCGAGGAGCGGUUCAGUUCCAUCGCAUGCAGUCGAAGUGCAGCAAGCUCAACGACCAGCUAGAGAACUUGUCUGCAGAGCGAGUGAAGUUGGAAGAUAGCAUCCGCGAGAUUGAAGCAAGCUCCCCAACAACUGCCGCAGAAAGCUCAGAGGAAUUGACCCGACUCUCCAGUCGGCUGCAGGAGGUGGUGGAGCAACAGCGCAGCGCCACAGAUCAGCUACAGGCGGAGGUGUCCAAGUGGCAGGCGACCGCCGAAGAGGCGAUGCAACAGUCGAACAACGUCAAAUCCAAGAUGGCCGGCAUGAUGACUUGCAUCAAAGGCUUGGAUGCAUUUUCUGGCUCGGGAAUGAACAAGUUUGACAAACACGGCGCGCAGCAGGGGUUCAGCCACAAGAGCAACGUAGGCUUUUGCCUGGACACCAUCACCUUCGGCACCAUCGACAAGGGGAAGCUGCUGCUGUUUGAGACCUCCACUAAGAAGAAGAUCGGAGAGGGCCGGGACUGUGCGUACCGCUGCAAAGAGCUGGAGACCGGCGAAGAGUUUGCCCUGAAGAUGUACACAAUGAGCAAUCCGAGCCAAAGGCGCGCCAUCAUGCACGACCUUUACGCGCACAAGCUGCAAAUAGGGAAGCACCCUAGGAUUGUGAGCUACGAGCGCGUCAUUGAAUCAGAAACUACGAUUUUUGUGCUGAUGGAGUUGCUGGCCGGCAAGGAUCUCUUUGACAUCAUGGUUUCACGUGGUCGUGCCCUUGCAGAGGACCAAGCACGUCCGCUGUUUGCUCAGCUGGUGGAAGGUCUGCAGCAUUUGCACAGCCAUGAUGUCAUCCACUGUGACGUGAAGCCCGAAAAUGCAAUGGUCCUGGGCAACAUCGAUGCGGGGGCGGCACAUCUAAAGCUCAUUGACUUCGGGUGUUCCUGCUUCAACGAGUUCGUCCAGGAGGGUGAGACACGAGCAUGUGUCGUCCACGACAGGUACAUGCCCCCAGAGCUUAGCGCAUCGCCGUCCCUGGUGCCGAGUGUGGCCACCGACAUGUGGCGGACCGGUUGCACCCUUUUUGUGAUGCUUACAGGAUUUCCGCCGUUCCCAGAUGACGCUCAGACAUCUCAUGGUCGAGAGGCCAGAGAGCAGGGGCGGUUCUACAAAGCUGGCCCCUACGAGCCGCUAUCAGACAACGCAAAGGACCUGCUGGAGAAGCUCUUGGCAGGUGAUCCAGGGAAAAGGCCGGAGACCAGUGAGGAUGACAUCCGGCGAGCUGAGCGAGAGCUUUUGGAGUCAGUGAAGAAGGUCUUCGAGCAGGAGCUGGACCUCAUUCAGAUUGAUGACACUAUUCGGUACUGGGCGGAUCGUCCCUGCAGCAGCUCCUGCGCCUCGGCAACGGCGCGGGUGCGCACGGCCACGGCCAUUCCGGGCACGGAGCUGGGCAUCAGGAGCUUCUUGGAGAAGCAGAAAGCUGCAAUGUCCAGGCGUAGAGAUCAUCGCGACACCUCUCGACGUGGACGAGAGAGAGGCCGCGAGAGAUCCCGCUCUCGCAGGAAGCGUUCCAGAUCUCCUCGCCGACGAAGGCGCGAGCGGUCUGGCAGCAAAGCGGAUCGAUCGCCUGGGCGAAGGCCAGCUUCCGGGAAUGCGACUACCAGGACUGUCACCGCCAGGAGUUUGAGCCGGCCAAGGAGCCGCCCGCGACGUCUGCAGGACGCGCCUGCCCUGGAAAAGAGCUUGGAGGAGGCUCCGCUGAUUUUCUUCGGCAAGCGGGGGCCAAUCGCCAUGGCGAAUGGUCCUGCAAGCCAAUGGAUUCAGGUCGUCUCGGAUGAGCAUCGCCGGAGCUUUGUCUCCUACAGGAGCGGGGCCUUCCGCGAGGCCCAACUGCAGGAGUGGUUUGACAGGCUUCGCAGCGAUCUCCGAUGGGACAAGCCUGAGGUGAAAGGCAGGCCAUUGCCCCGAAGCGCGUGCUGGCUCACCGCAGAUGGGUGCUCCUGCACGUACCGGUACAGCGGCACUCAGUGGCCGAACAUGAUUAUGCCGCCCUGGUUUUUGGACCUCACGGACGAGGUGUGCCGUGCCUGCGGUGUGACUACAAGACCAAACUCUUGCAAUGCCAAUUUGUAUGAGGAUGGUUCGGAGUCCGUCGGCUGGCAUGCAGACGACGAGCCGUGCUUUGAUGCCAAGCGCUGCGAUGCGCUAAUCAUCUCCUUAUCAUUGGGGGCAACUCGCACCUUUGUGCUACGGCCGAACGAUGACCAAAUGAGUCAGACAAGGUUGGCCUUGGCGAAUGGGGACUUGUGCACCAUGGAAGGCCUUUUUCAGAAGCACUACAUGCACGCGGUGUUGCAAGAGAGACACUCACGUUCAGCCCGCAUCAAUUUGACCUGGCGUUGGGUCGUGAAGCACGAUCGUGAAUGUAUCAGGAGAAGAGACCGCGCAAGUGCUCCGAUCAAGCUUCACCGUCAGGUGUCUGAAAGAGAGGCCAUUGCACAGGCCGCCGCCAAGUCUGCUGCGGCAAAGUCUGCCAUUGCGAAGUCUGCUGCGGCUGCGGUGCAAAGCCAGGCCAUGCAGUUGGCAGCAGCUUCCGCAGAGUCAGCCAAGUUGGCAAGGUCUCUGGCAGCUCGAAGCGGCCCGGUCAACGCGAUUGGGCACGCGAUGGAGCGAGCCGCUCACGGCUGGCCAGGCGCAGUCCCGGAGCCGCAGGAAGAGAGGAGUGCGAAGCGGCCACGCUUUGAGGAUGGCGUUGGUGGCCGCCUAGGCGAGCGGAGUGCCCCAAAUGCACUCGACCCAGAUUUUGCGGACAAGGCGCGAGCUGCACCAGCGCCGGUGCCACCGCAGUCCGAGGGGCCAGGCGCUCGAGAGAGAAGACGGCCCGAGAGACCUGAAAGACGACCCGAAGCAUCGGCCACACAUCUGCAAGAGCCUCCGGUUGAGAGAAGGGCAGACAGGCCGCGACGCGACCCUGCUGAGGCCUCCAGGGCAGCUCGAACCCGCAGAGAUGUGCCGGCAGCUCGGGAGGAACCCACGGAGAGGGCAGCGAGUGACCCACUUGCUCACGCGGGCAGCAAGCCAGCGCUCAACCGUCGAGGCCGAAGGCAGUCAGACGUCCCACGCGCUGGACAGGGUGACCAGCUUCAAGACUCUCGCGAGGGCGGCGUGGAGCGCGAGAAGCAAGAGAGCGUCAGACCAGCAGCUGUUAGCAUUGACGAGGAAAUUUUUGAAAAGGCUCGUGCACUCAAGCUGAUGGCCCCCGCACCAGCAAGAGAUGAGCGAGGCUCUUCUUCGAAAGCUGAGCCGAAAAGAAGGGAAGUGGAGGCUCCACCAAUUGCCAGCGCUACCGGGGCUUUGCCUCGACACGGCGAGUCGAGCUCCUGGAAGGCGCGGGAUGCACACUCACGAGGAAAUGCUCAAGAUUCUGAGCGUGAGGCAGAGGGGGCACGAGAGGAGGCGCUUGGCUCUGAUGAUCGUCGAGGUCGCGAGUCUGCACCAAAACCAGACUCGUCGGCAGGCGUCACACUGCUCGGCGAGCGUGAACGACUAAAUCGCCACGUGGUGCUGAGAUCACGAAGUCGCAGUCCAAAGGAGCGUGAUAGGUGCGCUCGGAGAGAGGACCCGGCAAUAUCCAAGCCACAAGAUCAUCAUGAGGUGAGGCACGAUCGCGAGGUUCGGAGAAAGGACCACCCAAGUGCUCCUAUGCGUCAUCGUCAGGUUUCCGAAAAGGAGGCUUUUGCGCAGGCUGCCGCCAAGUCUGCCGCCAAGCCUGACGCAAAGUCUGACGCAAACAAAAGCCAUGCAGCCGCACAGGCACGCGCAGCCGGGCCCAACGCGUCGCUUCAAGCUGGGGAAGCAGGUGAAGGAGAGAGAAGACGGGUCGAAAGCAGACCUGAAAGACGACCCGAGACACCGGCGAUUCCAGAGAUUGAGCGAAGGCCGCGGGCUCGCGACUCGGGCAGCGCCAGGUCUCGCGAGGCAACUGCACCUCAGCGUGGUCGGGAGGCAAGUGAUGAUGCGCAUGCCAUCAACAAGCUGGUGCUGAAGCCUCGAGGCCCAAAGCAGGAUGCAAACGCCCCGCGAGCUGGACGGAGUGACCCGCUUGGGUCUAACCCUGCCGCCUCUCGCAAGGAGGCUGACAAGCGCGAGGGAGGCAGAUCACAAGCGAUGGAUGAUGAAAUCAUUGAAAAGGCUCGCGCACUCAAACUGGUGGUGCCCCCGCCAGCGACGAGAGAUGAGAGAGGAUCCACUUCCAGAGCAGAGUCGACAAGACAUAGGGCAGCGGAGCCGCCAAUCGUCGCUUCCUCUACAGGAGCUUUGCCUCGGCACGGCGAGUCGAACUCCUGGAAGGCGCGGGAUGCACACUCACGAGGAAAUGCUCAAGAUUCUGAGCGUGAGGCUGGCUCAGCUGAUCGCUGGCGAGGCCGUGAGUCGCAGCCAGACGCGGCUCCAGGCGUAACGCUGCUCGGUGAGCGUGAAAGAUCGCACCGCCACGUGGUGCUGAAAUCACGCAGCCGCGAUCCACAGGGGCAUGCCAGGUACGAAUGGAGGGAGGAGCCGGUGAACGCCAAGCCACGAGACCUUCAUGAGGAUUCUCGUAGGCGGCCGGUGUGGUCAGGGAGUCGCAGGUCCUGAGAGACACAGACAGUCGAACAUAGACAUGAAGCGUCGAAAAGAUAGCUUCCUGUUUCGAAGGGGUGCUGGGCGCUGUUACAGCAGCCAAAUGGCACCACGCUAAUGAGAUUGGAC
This is a messenger RNA of Effrenium voratum, 5286 nucleotides long. The record is from the annotation of a GenBank genome assembly. Lineage: Eukaryota; Dinophyceae; Suessiales; Symbiodiniaceae.